AUGUCGGCCGUGGCGCUGGUGGUCAUGGUGACACUGGUGGUCAUGGUGGAGCCAGGGGUCACAGUGGUGCUGGUGGUCACGGUGGCAGCGAUGGGCACGGGGACGCUGGUGGGCACGGUGACGCUGGGGGGCGGGGGGGCCGUGGCGCUGGUGGUACUGGGGGCACUGGUGGUACUGGGGCUGUUGGUUGUCAUGCUCACACUGGUCUUGGUGGCCCUGGUGGCCAUGGUGGCGUUGGUGGCCACGGUGAGGCUGGUGGUCAUGGUGACACUGGUGGUACUGGGAGCACUGGUCCCAGUCAUGCUCACGCUGGUGAUCCUGGUGGCCGCAGUGAUGCCGGUGGCCAUGGUGGCCCUGAUGGUCACGGUGACGCUGGUGGCGCUGGUGGUACUGGGGGCGCUGGUCAUCGUGCUCACACUGGCGGUCUUGGUGGCCAUGGUGGCCACGACCUGCGAGGCCGCGUUUGCCACCAAGGACCGGCUGCGAGCCCACACCGUCCGCCACGAGGAGAAGGUGCCCUGCCACGUCUGCGGCAAGAUGCUGAGCGCCGCCUACAUCUCCGACCACAUGAAGGUCCACAGCCAGGGCCCCAACCACGUCUGCGAGCUCUGCAACAAAGGUACCGGCGCCGUGGGGCGGCCGUGGGGCGGGG
Messenger RNA from Nipponia nippon (crested ibis), 652 nucleotides. Lineage: Eukaryota; Metazoa; Chordata; Aves; Pelecaniformes; Threskiornithidae. The record is from RefSeq and is a predicted model, not a curated record.